UUCACAGUGCCGCCAUACAACAACAAACCCAUUAUAUUUGUGUCAAGUGUACGCGCAUUUAAAAUGCAUCAAAGACAACAAAAACAAAAGCACACCGACUGCAAUAAUUUUGUGACUGCAAAGCCAAUGACAUUUGCAAUUGAUUGUGUUUGAUUCUCAUCAGAGGAUAAAAAACGCAAAACAAAAAAAAAACAAAACGAAUUUAAAUUAAGCAAAAUGGCUUCAGAUGCAAAAUCUACGACAAUGUCCAACAAUGUCGCAAAAAUGUUGGUAGAGAUCACCACAGAUGGCAUACCCAAGCUCCAUUGUCCUGUGUGUAACAAAGCACUCGUUUCUCUGGCCGGCUAUGUGAAGCAUGUAAAGAAACACGAACCACCCGGAGGAUUCCAAUGUCGGUACUGUGAAGUCUGCUACUGCCAUGAGGAUCUACUGCAGGAUCAUGUCAAGGCGGAACAUCACGAUGUCGCCGCUAGCCAGGAUGGAGAACGUAAAACUUAUGUGUGCAAUAAAUGUGGGGCAGAGUACAAGUAUUUGGAGUCCUACAAAAGACACUGCAAUAAGUGUGGCCCCAACAAGCGGACAACUAAAAACAAUGAGAAAACUGAGGAGGAAACUCCAAGUGCAGGAAGCAGCAACUCAAUAAGACAAGUUGAAUGUAAAUUCUGUUCGACACGUUUCUCUUGCUCGUCAAAUCUGAUAAAGCAUCAACGCAGUCGUCCGGAUACAUGUGGGCAGGAAAUAUUUCAAGCAAACCGAAAAAGUUUUAUUGAUAUGGAAGACACAGAUGGUUCAAACUCCAAGAAGAAAAAACCCGCCCCACAACGACGUGGUAGAAAAAUAGAACCUUCCACAUCAGAUCAAGAAUUCAUAAGUGAAUCGCCGCCAGAUACCGAUAGCGACGACGAUAUACCCUUGGCAAGUCGUCGAAAACCUCAAAUUCAAACGGCGAUUCAGGCGCAGGCGCUUAAACAAGAAGAUGGACUCUCCGAUUCAACAGAGGAAUGCCCAGACUUCGAUCCAGCGAAUAGUGAUGAUGAACAGGAUGUAAUACAAUUCCUUCCCUUGCCUGCGCCCGCCAUGGAGGUGAAAGAGGAGGCAGUCGAUGAAGAUGGCGAAUUUGAUUAUCCCGAUGCCAGUUUAUUUGUGAAAGCAGAGAGUGCAGCGGAUAUAUUUAGCAAUGAAAAGGACAAAUUGUUAGAUGUUUUGCUUAGCACCGAUGAGGGUGAUGGUCUGAAGCCAUUUGAGAGUCUAAAGGUUGAACAUGCUGGUGGUGGCGGAAUCCUAGAUGAGAUAGCUACAGUCCCAUUGACCGAACACUUGGAAACCGAAUUGAUUGAAGAAGAUGUUCUCGAUGUACGAGUGGAUAAAACAAAGCGAGCCGGCCGAGCGGCAAAAAAUAAUCAAAAUGAAAAACCAAAACGAAAAUAUCGCAAGAGAAACGCUGCAAAGUCGCCAAGUUCUGAUGAAGACGAUGAGAUGAAUUCGUCACCAACACCUACUAAACGGGUGGCGAAAAUAUCGAAAAAAGAACUCAAAGAACGCCUGAAAAUGAUGAAUAAGGUGGAGAAAUCAUGGAAAUGUCCACACUGUGUGAAAAUCUAUCAUAUACGUAAACCCUAUGAGAAGCACUUGAGAGACGAUCAUAAACUGAAUGAAGAUGAUAUCAAGGAUAUAUUUAAGGAUGUGGACACCAAUGCCAAACUGGAUGAAGAAGUCUUCAAAUGCAAAAUCUGUAGUAAAAUCUAUUUGGUUGAAAAGAGACUAGAGACGCAUAUGAAGGUCCAUGGAGAAGAUGGAAGUUUGACCUUUAAAUGUCCAUGCUAUUGCAAUCUUUUCUUUGCCAGCAAAGAAUUGGCCACCGAACAUGCUCAUCAGCAGCACAAGGAGCUGCUCUAUUGUGAGAAAUGCGAUAAAUAUAUGACCGGACACGAUAGUCUCAAGAAUCAUGAAAAGAAUUUCCACUCCAAAAAGGAGCCAAGAAACUUGCCAAGGAAUUUGAUAUGCGAUAAAUGUGGUAAGAAAUUUAGCGGCCGCACUUCUCUCUCAGAUCAUGUGCGUUCGGAUUGCGGGCGAUUGCCUCUAUAUCAGUGUUCCGAGUGCGGCAAACGUUUAUCUACUGCUGGCAUACUAAAAACCCACAUGUUGCUUCACCAAGCAGAGACGCCGUAUCAGUGCGAUAAAUGUGGCAAAACGUUCAAAGUCAAAGCACAAUAUAAAUCGCAUCUUAAGACGCGACACACCGACUACAAACCCUAUAAAUGCCAUCUCUGUCCCAAGGAGUAUCCGUAUCGGGAGAGUUUGCUCACUCACAUGACUGUCCAUACGGGCAUAAAGCGAUUCCUUUGCAAUAAUUGUGGCAAACGGUUCACAUGCAUCUCCAAUCUGCAGGCACAUCGAAAGGUUCAUGCCGAUACUUGCGGACAGUUGCCCCUCAAUGCCAAGGCUACGCAGUAUAUGGGCGUGCAGAGGGGUAAAUUGUUGAUGGGCGCCAAGCCAGAAGCUGGUAUGGAAUAUGAGGAAACCAAGACUUUGAUUGCACAGGAAGUAAUUGAUCGGGAUAUGCCAAUGGCUCAGGAAUUGAAUUUUCCCUCGGAUGGAUCAACACCAUUGGCCACAGUUCCCCUAAAUUAUGCCUCAUCGCAUCUGGUGCAGCCUAUUGUGUUUCAAACGAUGCAAGCCAAAGUCAGGCGAGAGGAUUAGAUUUCCAAUUUAUACAUAUAUUAGUUUAUGGUUUUUUUAAUUUUUUUUAAAUUUACAAAUACUUUUUAGAAAUAAACUUAACAGAUAAAUGAAAA
Molecule: messenger RNA, 2795 nt
Organism: Drosophila willistoni
Lineage: Eukaryota; Metazoa; Arthropoda; Insecta; Diptera; Drosophilidae
Gene: zf30C
Product: oocyte zinc finger protein XlCOF7.1
Exons: 5
Coding region: 217-2700 (827 amino acids)
Source: RefSeq, a predicted model, not a curated record